Molecule: messenger RNA, 1857 nt
Organism: Penicillium macrosclerotiorum
Lineage: Eukaryota; Fungi; Ascomycota; Eurotiomycetes; Eurotiales; Aspergillaceae
Product: ankyrin repeat and BTB/POZ domain protein
Exons: 3
Coding region: 1-1857 (618 amino acids)
Cellular component (GO): ubiquitin ligase complex; cytoplasm
Molecular function (GO): protein binding
Source: RefSeq, a predicted model, not a curated record
AUGGCAGAGAGGACAGUAUUGCGCAAGGACCAGCUGGAAAUUAGCCUCCACAAUGAGCAGAAACUCAUCAAAGAAGGCACCAUCAAGGACGAUAACCCACUAGACUUGAGUGAGCCAUUCCGGGACUUGUGCAGUGCCUGCCGGAGGGGCGAUCUGAAAGUGUGUCAGGAGAAAAUCACCGAGGGUGUCAAUGUGAAUGCUCGGGAUCUAUAUGAUUAUACACCCUUGAUUCUAGCCAGUCUCUGUGGACACUAUGAAGUUGCACAGUUGUUAUUGGAAUCGGGCGCGCUCUGCGAACGAGAUAGAUUUCAAGGCGAGCGAUGUCUAUAUAACGCCCUUAAUGACCGGAUACGAAAUCUUCUUCUCGAAUAUGACUAUUCCAAAUCGACCGACCCCCUUCAACCCCUCGCAGCUCAUAUAGCCUCACUUCUGACCCGGGAAACCCCAGUGACCACCGAUAUCGUUGUGACGGCCGCUGACGAGUCUCUUCCCUUGCAUAAGUUGAUCCUGGCGGCCCGAUCCCCAUAUUUUCGAGACAAGCUUGCAGCUGCCUCCGAUACGACAACCUGGAAACUUCCGAGUACAAUUCCUCCAGCAGCAUUUGGAGCUGCUAUUAGGUACCUAUACUUGGGUGAAGCUCCGAGGGAGCUUCGGAGUGGACCUGGGACAGGUUUUACCGAGUCCGAGGUCUUUACAGGGAUCGACAAGAUCUCGAAAUACUUGGAGAUUGAAAGUCUCGUAGGCAGCAUCCUCGACAGCGGGGAUCGGAGACUCGCUAGGCAGCGCCGAACAGAGGAGCUUUCCAAAGGGCGGGACCAGUUGGAGGCCUGGUUCCGAGAACACGUGCUUGGAAACAAGAUUGACGUUGAAACUUCCAAAGUAGAUGAUGUGAAAUGGCGCCGCAAUAACCCUAUCUUUGCAGAUAUUCUUCUCCGUGCAGAUGAAUUGCCGGAAGAGGCUGAGGGCUCAGCGGACGAAGCCCCGAAAUCAACCUUGUUCCCUUGCCACCGGGCCAUGCUCCUACGUUCGGAAUUUUUCCAGGCCAUGUUCAUGUCCUCAUUCCGGGAGGCGCAUGUCAAGGAUCAAUUGCACAUCAUCGACGUCGACUGCGCGCCUGAUGUUUUGGAAAUUAUCCUCACUUUUUUGUACACCGAACGGGCGGAUUUUCCCCUAGAAAUUGCCGUCGACGUUUUGUUCGCAGCCGAUAUGCUAUUCAUUGAAAAGCUGAAGACAAAGGCGGCCAUUGUCAUUAGCACCCUGGGCAGUGGCGGUAUGUCCCAAGCCGAAGCGGCGAGAACCCGAGGGACUGGUGACGAAGAUGACAUCGAUGUCUAUGCAAUCAUGCGUGCUGCUUGGUUGACCCGAGUCCAACGUCUGGAAACAUUCGCUGCCCGAUUUCUCGCAUAUCGUUUGGAAGCUCAUAUCGAUUUGCCUGAGUUUGCUGAAUUGAUUCAAGAAUCGGCGGCUCGUAUCCAGGCAAGACAAGAGACUGAUUCCAUUGAAUUGGUGGAUGACAUCCGAUUUUAUCUUGGAGAGAGAUUUCGGUUGCGGUUCGAUGAUGCUGGUCUGGACGAGAUGAUGGAAGAACAGGCGCCACCAGAAAACGGCGAUGCAUCCGUCCCAUCGGAAGACAUGGAAGAUGUGGCCGAGAAAUUCGAGGCAUUCAAUGUUUCUGGGACCAAAGAUUUAAUGACUGGACAGAAUGGGCACUCACCGCAACCACAGGGAUACAUCCGGGAAAUUCGGACUCUAGACGGUGCACUCGUUGAGGAUGAAUUCGAUGAGGACGCCAUGAAUUAUCAGAUUCUCCUGGAAAAGCUUGAAGCUCUUUUGGAGAGUUUGGGUCUGGACGUCUAA